AUGACUUUAGACAGGAACGUUAACGGCGUUAUGGAGGCAUCAGAAAAGGACCCACAUGAUAAUCAAAGUAGGGUGUCAGAGAGUCUGAGCAUGGACGGGACAAGUGACCUUCCCGAGAGCAGUGAGGUGAUGGCAUUUCGUUUGGAAUUUGUCCUUUUGGUUCUUCUUCUCUCUUUAGUUGUUGAUUCUGCGCAUUCUGAUGACGGAGCUACAUUAUUGGAGAUAAAGAAGUCAUUCAGGGACGUGGAUAAUGUUUUAUAUGACUGGACAGAAUCUCCAGCGUCAGAUUAUUGCGUUUGGAGAGGGGUCAUUUGCGAUAAUAUCACCUUCAAUGUCAUUGCACUGUUAGUUUGUUUUCUUGUCCCCAUGAAAGCUAUUGUCAUUCUUAGUAGUGGUUUGAAUCUUGAUGGGGAGAUUUCACCUGCAAUUGGAAAUCUCAAGGACCUGACGUCCAUUGAUCUCAGAGGAAAUCGUCUCUCUGGCCAGAUACCUGAUGAGAUUGGUGACUGCUCUUCUCUACGGAACUUGGACCUAUCGUUUAAUGACAUUUAUGGAGAUAUACCAUUUUCAAUUUCCAAGUUGAAGCAACUUGAAGUACUAGUCUUGAAAAAUAAUCAAUUGAUUGGACCAAUUCCAUCUACUCUGUCACAGAUUCCAAACUUAAAAAUUUUAGACCUGGCACAGAAUAGACUCAGUGGGGAAAUACCAAGACUUCUUUACUGGAAUGAAGUUUUGCAGUAUCUGGACUUGUCAUACAACCAGCUAACAGGAGAGAUUCCAUUCAACAUUGGAUUUUUGCAAAUAGCUACAUUGUAUGUGGUUGCAACGUACUUGUAUUUGGUUAACGGCUUGAUUUUUGAUGGCAUGAUUUCCAGUUUAUUAACUGUUCUUGCAACUGGUUGUGAUGCUAGAUCAUUGCAAGGUAAUCGAUUGACGGGGAAGAUUCCAUCAGUGAUUGGUCUGAUGCAGGCACUUGCUGUAUUGGAAUUGAACGAUAAUCAACUCACAGGGCACAUCCCACCAGAGCUUGGAAAGCUCACUGAUUUAUUUGAUCUAAAUGUUGCCAACAACCAGCUUGAAGGGCCUAUUCCUGAUAAUCUUAGCUCAUGCACAAAUCUCAACAGCCUCAAUGUGCAUGGAAACAAGCUGAAUGGAACGAUUCCACGUGCGUUGCAAAGGCUUGAGAGUAUGACAUACCUGAAUCUCUCUAGCAACAAUAUUAAAGGUCCUAUUCCAAUUGAAUUAUCUCGAAUUGGUAAUUUGGAUACUUUGGACAUUUCCAAUAACAGAAUUAGUGGAUCCAUUCCUUCUUCCCUUGGUGACUUGGAGCAUCUUCUAAAGCUUAAUCUUAGUAGAAACCAACUAAUAGGAUUUAUUCCAGCAGAGUUUGGAAACCUGAGAAGUGUUAUGGAGAUUGAUCUUUCAGAUAAUCAUCUCUCAAGAUCGAUUCCUCAGGAAUUAAGUCAACUUCAAAACUUGUUUUUGUUCACUACAGCCAACACCCCUUUAAUGCACUUGAGACUGGAAAAAAAUAAUCUCUCAGGUGAUGUGAUGUCUCUAAUCAACUGCCUCAGUCUAAGUGUCUUAAAUGUAUCUUAUAACAACCUAGCUGGUGUUAUUCCUACAAGCAACAACUUUUCAAGGUUUACACCUGACAGUUUCAUUGGAAAUCCUGGUCUUUGUGGCUAUUGGCUCAGCUCUCUGUGCCACGAUUCCCAUCCAGCAGAGCGAGCCACAAUUUCUAAAGCAGCAAUACUGGGGAUUGCUCUUGGUGCCCUUGUAAUUCUUCUCAUGAUCUUAGUAGCAGCAUGUCGGCCUCAUAAUCCAGUACCCUUCCCAGAUGGAUCACUUGACAAACCAGGCAUUUUCUCUCUCUCUUAUCAUAUUAAUUACUCAACACCAAAGUUGGUGAUCCUUAACAUGAAUAUGGCGCUCCAUGUGUAUGAGGAUAUUAUGAGGAUGACUGAGAAUUUGAGCGAGAAGUAUAUAAUUGGUCAUGGUGCGUCAAGCACAGUUUACAAAUGCGUCCUGAAGAAUUGCAGGCCAGUGGCUAUUAAGAGGCUCUAUUCUCAUUAUCCCCAGUGCUUGAAGGAAUUUGAGACCGAGUUGGAGACAGUAGGGAGCAUCAAGCAUCGGAAUCUGGUCAGCCUUCAAGGAUACUCCCUGUCACCUUCUGGGAACCUUCUUUUCUAUGAUUAUAUGGAAAAUGGCAGUCUCUGGGAUUUUCUUCAUGGCCCUACGAGGAAGAAAAAGCUUGACUGGGAUACACGCCUCCAGAUACUGUCCAAGACAGCUAACAAUGCGGUCAUGGAAACUGUUGAUCCUGAGAUCACCGCCACAUGCAAAGAUCUUGGAGCAGUAAAGAAGGUUUUUCAACUUGCCCUACUAUGCACCAAGAGACAGCCAACAGACCGGCCGACUAUGCAUGAAGUGACUCGUGUCCUGGGGAGCCUUGUGCCACCCAUCACACCACCGAAACAAUGCACCCCAGCUCCACCUGCCCCACUCCCAUCUGCUAAAAUCCCUUGCUACAUGGAUGAGUACGCAAAUAUCAAGACUCCACACAUUUUGAAUUGUCCCUCCAUGAGCACUUCAGAUGCCCAACUCUUCCUAAAGUUUGUGGAUGAUCAGCUAGUGGAAAUUGUGUACAAAUGUUUGGAAUCCAAUUAUUGUAGUUUUGUCAUAGUCUCAGCAGGACCACUGGGAGCCUGGUGUGUGGGGUUACAGCCUCAGGCUCUGGCAUCUGGGAAGAUGGGGUGGCAGUGCAUUAUAUGCGUGAUCAGUAAUAAUUCACUAGCGAGCCUUAACUGUGCUGUUUCGUACGCCUGUUUGGAUGUUGAUGUUUCACAGUAA
Dovyalis caffra is the source of this 2853-nucleotide messenger RNA. The record is from the annotation of a GenBank genome assembly. Lineage: Eukaryota; Viridiplantae; Streptophyta; Magnoliopsida; Malpighiales; Salicaceae.